Messenger RNA from Naegleria fowleri, 780 nucleotides. RefSeq lists its product as uncharacterized. The record is from RefSeq and is a predicted model, not a curated record. The transcript has a single exon. The coding region runs from base 1 to 780 and encodes 259 amino acids. NCBI's taxonomy places the organism in Eukaryota, Heterolobosea, Eutetramitea, Acrasida, Naegleriidae.
AUGUUUAUCCAUCAUCAACUCGUACAACAACAACAACAGAUGAGAACAUACAGCCGUAAAUCUCAUAUGAAAACAGCCUUGUACUUGGAAACGUAUCUUCAUACGGCCUUUAUCGCGAGUAUUGAAGACUUAAUAGCAAAGCUUGAUGCGAAUAAUGCUCACUCUAUGGAUUGGCAUGAAUUUCAUGCUCAAUUUGAAGCAUUGAAAGCAACAUUAAAGGCACAGUCGAAACUCGAAGAUUUGGGAUAUGUGCCAGCAAUUCAUGAGUUUAUUUCGGAAAAUGCAGGAAAAGAUAGUGUCCAAUUAAAGAAUUUGCUUGACUUGAAGACGAGUCAUAUACUUGAACAUAAGGUGAUUAAUCAUAUUGAAAAUGAUAUCAAGCAUCAUCAACAUCAUCAAGGUGAGAAUCAUAACAAGAUGUUAGAAAUGAAGAAGCAUCUUUUCGAAUUAAGAGAUAUUGUUGAUGAUCAUUUCCAAAAGAAGGAUGCUGUAUUUAAUCCAGUUAGUGAGCAGUAUCUUUCAAAGGAAGAAUUGAAAAGAAUUCAAGAGCUUGCUUUCUCUAAGCUACUGCUUAAAGAUAUACGUGCUCACGACCUCUUGCAUUAUUACUCAGUCACCAAGAAUUCUUUAGACUUGACUGAGACCAUGAUUAGAGAGAUUUUGCAAGCUCGCCUCAAUGAUUCAAAGGCAAAUGAUGUAUUGCUUGAGCUCAAAAAGCAUACACCUCAAGAAGUUUGGCUUCAAAUGACAACAAGAAUUCCAGAGUUGAACAAUCUCUAA